AUGUUCAAAUCGUGUGUUCUUUUCGCCGUCCUCGCUUUGGUCGCCUGCGCUUCAGCUAAGCCCGCCGUCGUCACUUAUAGCGCUCCAGGUGUGGUGACCGCUCAGAGCUCGCAGUACAUCGCACGCAAUUACAAUGGUGUUGCUGCUGCCCCUGUCGUCGCCGCUGCUUACACCGCACCCGCAGUAGCUGCCGCUCCCGUGGCCGCCGCAUACAGUGCCCCAGUAGCCGCUGCUUACACCGCCCCCGUUGCCGCUGCUUACAGCGCCCCAUUUGCUGCCGCUUACAGUGCCCCCGUUGCUGCUGCUUACAGCGCUCCAGUCGCUUCGUACGCAUCUUACUACCCCUACAUCGGCGCUUACACUGUAGCAUACUAA
Molecule: messenger RNA, 375 nt
Organism: Bactrocera oleae (olive fruit fly)
Lineage: Eukaryota; Metazoa; Arthropoda; Insecta; Diptera; Tephritidae
Source: RefSeq, a predicted model, not a curated record